AUGUCGACCUUUGACGGCAUCGUGAGGGAGUUCCCUUCCAUUCGAAUUGACAAUUUCACAAACUACCCAGACGAACCGCCACCGCUCGCGUGUUUCCUCAGCCAUGUCCACAGUGACCACCUAAAAGGACUCGAAUCGUUCAAAUCGACAUUUGUCUAUUGCACUGCUCAAACUCGAGAGCUACUACUACGGCUUGAGAAAUAUUCUCAUCGGAUGAACUUCGCGAAAGGCAUUCUAGAAUCAAGAAAGCAAACAUAUCGUCGCCUGAAAAAUCACAUCAAACCCAUCCCUUUGGAAACGCCGACCGAGAUUGAGCUGGCUCCUGGCCAGUCCAUCCGCGUCACUCUAUUUGAUGCCAACCACUGCUUGGGAUCAUGCGACCUUCGAUCGGAGACAUGGUGGGUGAACACUCUCAUACGCAAUCCGGUUCUUCUGCCAUACAGGAAGGAUACGCGAAGACUCGACAAUAUCUACCUUGACACCACUUUCACCUCCAGCGAUACCCUGGAAUUCGAGAUGCCUACCAAGGCCGAAGGCUUGAGCGAGCUAAUAGAAAAAGUCUCUCAAUAUCCUUCCGAUACAGUAUUCUACCUCAACACAUGGACUUUUGGGUAUGAAGAAGUUUGGAUCGCUCUUGCCGCUGCUUUGAGGACUCGGGUGCACCUCGAUGACUAUCGUUGGCGGCUUUACUCUUCUCAAAGAGAUCAACCGACUUGCUACGGGCCGCAAACUGCGCCUCUAGUAGGCUACAAACUUGGAAACCACGAGCAUCCUGGAUGUUUGACAAAUUCGCUGGAAGGAGUCCGGAUCCACAGUUGUGAAAGAGGAACUCGCUGUGAGGUUUUUCAGAAUCCACGCGUAGUAUGGAUUACGCCUAUCAUAGUUCGGCACAAAGGUCACGAGAUCGCUGAGAUAGGCGCUGGUGGAGGCCAAGGCGAUCUCAACCAGACACAUUCACUGGAGCUGUAUGAUCAGGGGACCGUCCAACAACUCCUGAUGAUAUGCCGCAGGGUCCUUCAAGCUCAACCUGAUCUCAGGGAUCAAAUGACGCAGUGGUUCUCAACUCUCAUGAAGAGUGGUAAGGAAUCCAUUGACCUUGAUCUUGAGAUCCUACGCGAUGAGGUCGAACACACGAGUCAAGACGGUAAGCCCGUAGACGAGUUCGACAUGGGCAAUCUGCCUAUCGAUAAAUUGGUGCCGGCACUUACAAGAUUGAUCACUGGCAAGUCAGAUCAGGAAGCCGAAGAUCGUCGAGAGCAACAGCGGGAGAUUACAUUUCCAUUCUCUCGCCACUCAUCCUAUCUAGAGCUCCGCGAACUCGUUCAAGCUUUGAGGCCGAAGGAUAUAUAUCCCUGCACGGUUGAUCCAUCAACUUACACGUAUGAUGUCUCAAUGGAGAUGUUGUUCGGGGACGUUUGCUCUGCCAACAUCUUCCACGCGGACAAAGAGAUCCAUGCGGAGUUGGGGAUCAAAGAACCAGAAGCUGAUGAUGAAGAAUCAGAACGGCGCACACCAUCACCACAGAGGAGCAAGCCAACUUCCAUACCGCCGCAACCCUCGGAUCCAGCCCCCGAGCAUGCUCGGAUAGAGCAGACAAUUGAGAUGACAGGAAUUAAAGCAAUUCAGAGCCGCAGCUCAUCAACAGUAAGAUAUGAAACGCCAGAUAAAAGAGUCAAAAGAUCGAGGUCAACACGCAGCACUCCGGGUAGUAACAAGAGUGAAAGGAACGCGCACAUGGACACAAUGUUCAAUGCUGCAUUGGGACGAAAGUGGGAGAAGGGUUAUCUUACCAGCGUCAAUGGCUAUCACAAUCAAGAGCCAGAGAAGGAGCUUUAGCCCCGACUAUUGCUCCCAUUCGGUCAGCAGACGCCACACGAUAUAAUGCUUAAUUCUUAUGUUCUUGCUAAGCAUUUGCGAGGACAACUGAUUCGAAGUCCACAUAGGGCUUUCUGAGCUAGAG
Molecule: messenger RNA, 1960 nt
Organism: Aureobasidium pullulans EXF-150
Lineage: Eukaryota; Fungi; Ascomycota; Dothideomycetes; Dothideales; Saccotheciaceae
Exons: 4
Coding region: 1-1836 (611 amino acids)
Biological process (GO): protection from non-homologous end joining at telomere; interstrand cross-link repair; double-strand break repair via nonhomologous end joining
Molecular function (GO): damaged DNA binding; 5'-3' DNA exonuclease activity
Source: RefSeq, a predicted model, not a curated record